Dichomitus squalens LYAD-421 SS1 is the source of this 1443-nucleotide messenger RNA. Its product is annotated as MFS general substrate transporter. NCBI's taxonomy places the organism in Eukaryota, Fungi, Basidiomycota, Agaricomycetes, Polyporales, Polyporaceae. Gene Ontology annotation, biological process: transmembrane transport. The transcript has 5 exons. Gene Ontology annotation, molecular function: transmembrane transporter activity. The record is from RefSeq and is a predicted model, not a curated record. The coding region runs from base 1 to 1443 and encodes 480 amino acids.
AUGGGGCCGAAUGAUCCAGACAACCCCAAGACUUGGUCGAAGGUAUAUCGGUGGUACGUCACAGCCCUCUCGGCGUUGCUCCUGCUCAAUGCAACGUUCGCGUCGUCCAUCCCGGAGGGCGCUGAGCCAAUGCUAGAGAACAAAUUCGGUUUCGGCAGGGAGGUUGCGACACUGACCAUCUCCCUCUUUGUGGCUGGCUACUGCGUGGGGCCUCUUGUAUGGGGACCCCUCUCCGAGUCGGUCGGGCGAAAGCCUGUGUUCGUAGUCACCUUCUUCGUCUAUACCGGAUUCCAGGUCGGCUGCGCACUGUCACAGACCACCGCGCAAAUCCUGGUUUUCCGCUUCUUGAGCGGCACCUUCGCCGCUGCACCUCUCGCCAAUAGCGGUGCCGUCAUCUCUGACAUGUGGGAUGCAGACAUUCGAGGGAAGGCUCUAGCAGUGUUCACGCUCGCUCCAUUUGCUGGACCGACGCUUGGACCCGUUUGCAGUGGAUUCAUGGCGAACGCUGGAGUCUCGUGGCGCUGGGUAUUCUGGCUGCUGACAUGCUUCGCGGGGACUGUGCUCAUAUUGGUCAUUUUGACCUUCCCCGAAACAUAUGCACCAGUGUUGCUUGUUCGUCGCGCGAAGAAGCUGCGGAAGGAGACUGGGGACAGCAGGUAUUGGGCUCCCUUGGAGAAGAAAGAUGGGACAGCGUUUCAGCGUCUCAAGAAAGUCCUCGCUCGACCAUUCGUCGUAUUGAUAUACGAACCCAUGCUUAUCGCAAUGACCUUAUACAUGAGUUUCAUCUACGGCUGCAUUUACCUCCUCUUCGAAGCAUACCCUGUCGUCUUCGCAGGUCUACAUGGUUUCGACGAGGGCUUCACCGGCCUCACCUUUCUCCCCGUCUUCAUCGGCGGCUGCUUCGGGGUCAUCCUCUACCUAGUAUACUUCAACCCGCGCUACGAGCGUAAGGUGAAGCAGUUCGCACCCAAUCCAGUGCCUCCAGAGUACCGCCUCGAGGUCUGCAUGGUCGCGGCACCUUUCUUCGCCGCCGCCUUCUUUUGGUUCGGCUGGACGUCCUUCCGCAGCGUCUCCUUCUGGGCGCCGAUGCUCGCUGGGCUCCCGCUCGGCGGGUCGAUCGUCUUCCUGUUCCUUGGCCUCUUCAACUACACGAUCGACGCGUACCUCUUCAUGGCCGCCUCUGCGCUAUCAGCGAUGACCGUCGUACGUUCUACGUUCGGUGCGGGCUUCCCGCUCUUCGCGUACCAAUUGUACAAUAAACUCGAUCCUCGGUGGGCGUCGACGCUGCUGGGCUUCAUCGCCACCGCGCUGGCGCCGAUUCCCUUCGUCCUCAGGGCUUAUGGCCACAAACUACGGCUUAAGAGCCGAUACUCGCCCACCGGAGACCUGCCGAUCAAACCACCUUCUGAUGGAGAAAAGCGUGCACAGGGUGUUGAGCCGUGA